CCAAGACUCCACUCCCUCCGCCACCGCAAUCACACCUCUUCCAUUACCGGAAAAAGAAAAGAAAAAGAAAAGAAAAGUUAAUUAAGGUUCUGAUGGACAGCCCCGCUGUAAAAGGGAAGAAAGGAGCUGCCGGAAGGAGAGGCGGUGGUCCCAAGAAGAAGUCAGUGUCAAAGUCCGUCAAAGCCGGUCUCCAAUUCCCCGUCGGAAGGAUCGGUCGCUACUUGAAGAAAGGCCGUUAUGCUCAGCGCGUGGGAAGCGGCGCUCCGGUUUAUCUCGCCGCCGUUUUGGAAUACCUAGCUGCUGAGGUUUUGGAAUUGGCUGGGAAUGCUGCUAGGGAUAACAAGAAGAACAGGAUUAUUCCAAGGCAUGUGCUGUUAGCUGUGAGGAACGAUGAAGAGCUUGGAAAAUUGCUUGCUGGUGUUACCAUUGCUCAUGGUGGUGUUCUUCCUAACAUUAACCCUGUGCUUUUACCUAAGAAGAGUCAAACCGCUGCUGCUAAGGAACCGAAGUCUCCAUCUAAGGGCACAAAGUCUCCUAAGAAAGCUUAAUUGACCAUGCUUUUAUGAUUAUGAUAUUUUGGUGUUAGGUUACUUUUGGUUUCUCUUUAAUUUUAAUGUAUAUCUGUUAUUAGGUACCUUUAGUCCUUUUUAGGAUGGCAGGAAUAUGUGAUGCUUGUCAUGGUAUCCUCAUUUGGAAUUUAUGGUGAAUGGAUUAUUGGAAAUAGCUCUUUUUUCAUGUAGCAAAGAUUAGAAUUUGGAUGUUAAUGCAAAUUGGCUUAUGAUA
Molecule: messenger RNA, 783 nt
Organism: Arachis duranensis
Lineage: Eukaryota; Viridiplantae; Streptophyta; Magnoliopsida; Fabales; Fabaceae
Product: histone H2A
Exons: 2
Coding region: 93-548 (151 amino acids)
Cellular component (GO): nucleosome
Molecular function (GO): DNA binding; protein heterodimerization activity; structural constituent of chromatin
Source: RefSeq, a predicted model, not a curated record